GCCUGGAGGCCCAUUAGCAGAAGAAAGAAGAAGAAAGGGGCAUAAAUCGAAACUGCAGACAUACAUGUCUGGCAUGGCGGAAGAGGAACAACCAUCAAACCCCAUACCUCCUCCUCCUUCUUCACACCAGCCUCUUCCUCCUUUUGUGGAGGUUAUGUGCAAAAGUUCAGGAAGAACAAGGCGAUUUGCAGCAGGUACAGAGGCAGGAUUUGCAAUAUAUUUGAUCAAUAAGAAGCUGGAUAUUGGGCUCCCACUUGCUUUACAUAUUGAAGCAGUCAAAGAAGGGGAGGAACCUGUUAGUUUUGGCCCAAAUGCUGUUCUUGUAGAUUAUGGAGAUGGAUGGAAGUUGGAGACAGUUACUGAUGUAGAAUUUGCAGGAGGUGUUGGAAAAGAGAAAAGGGUUCAACCGACAGAAGUGAAAAUCCCAAAGAGCUCAGGUGGGUCACAUCCAUCGGAAAGUGCAGUGUCAUCACAGCCGGUAAUCAGUUUUGUGUACAUUGGAAAGAUAUUUCUAGCAAUCAUUUUCAUAUUUGCACUUGGUGCAGUUUUCACUUUGGCUCUUGAGAAUCUUCCAAGGCUAAUUUUGUUUAUCAACUCAUCCAUGUAAUCUUUGUAAUGUCCACUCCUUGAAAAAUUAUUUGUUUCAAAUGUGUAGAACAAAACUGUAGAGGAAGGGCAUUUCCUCAUAUAUUAAACUAGAAAAGGAAAAUAGAUCCUAUAAAAACAUACA
Molecule: messenger RNA, 730 nt
Organism: Vitis riparia (riverbank grape)
Lineage: Eukaryota; Viridiplantae; Streptophyta; Magnoliopsida; Vitales; Vitaceae
Exons: 4
Coding region: 65-607 (180 amino acids)
Source: RefSeq, a predicted model, not a curated record